UCUAAAACCAAUUUAAAACACACACACACACAAAAAGUAUUUUAAUUGGAGUUAGAUCAGUGCCUCAGAAGAGGACUGUCUUGUUUCUCAUUUCAAAGUCAGUGUUUAUGUGGCCUUGUUGUUAAUGUUGCCUCUGCCCCAACCUGAACCUGAUUCUUUCUAGUUCAUGUUCAGAUAUAAUGCUGUACAUCGCCCUUUGUGUAGAUCAGUUUUGAAAUAAACUAGGUUGAACAUAUCUUUUCUAUACAGAAUGCAAAUGAGAUUUAGCUAAUUGAAUGCAUUUUCUUCCCCAGAAAAGUAACUUUUGAAAAACAGUGGUUCUAUCUGGAUAACGUCAUUGGCCAUAGUUAUGGAACCACAUUUGAAGUGACCAAUGGAGGAAGUCUUCAGCCUACGAAGAAAAAGGAAGAGCCUACUUCAGACCAAAGAAGCGGGCACUGAUAAUCGAAAUAUAGUUGAUGAUGGGAAAUCUCAGAAACUUACUCAAGAUGACAUAAAAGCUUUAAAGGACAAGGGCAUUAAAGGAGAGGAAAUAGUGCAGCAGUUAAUUGAAAAUAGCACAACAUUCCGAGACAAGACAGAAUUUGCUCAAGAUAAAUAUAUUAAAAAGAAGAAAAAGAAAUAUGAAGCCAUCGUUACUAUUGUGAAGCCAUCCACCCGCAUCCUUUCCAUUAUGUAUUAUGCCAGAGAACCUGGAAAAAUUAACCACAUGAGAUACGAUACACUAGCCCAGAUGUUGACAUUGGGAAAUAUUCGUGCUGGCAAUAAAAUGAUAGUAAUGGAAACAUGUGCAGGCUUAGUGCUGGGUGCAAUGAUGGAACGAAUGGGAGGUUUUGGCUCCAUUAUUCAGCUGUACCCUGGAGGUGGCCCAGUUCGGGCAGCCACAGCAUGUUUUGGAUUUCCGAAAUCUUUCCUCAGUGGUCUUUAUGAAUUCCCCCUCAAUAAAGUGGACAGUCUCCUAAAUGGAACAUUUUCUGCCGAGAUGUUAUCUUCAGAGCCAAAAGACAGUGCUUCGGUUGAAGAAAGUAAUGGCACACUGGAGGAAAAACAGACUUCAGAACAAGAAAACGAAGACAGCAUGGCAGAGGCCCCAGAGAGCACUCACCCCAAAGAACCAGAAACAUUGGAAAUUGUCUCUCAAAACCCAGAGUAUAAGGAGCCUAAAGAGAGAGGAAGCAAAAAGGAUUAUAUUCAGGAAAAGCAGAGGAGACAAGAAGAGCAGAGGAAAAGACAUUUAGAGGCUGCCGCUCUGCUGAAUGAAAGGAACGCAGAUGGUUUAAUUGUAGCUAGUCGUUUCCAUCCCACUCCACUGCUGCUAUCGUUGCUUGACUUCGUGGCCCCUUCAAGGCCUUUUGUGGUCUACUGUCAGUAUAAAGAGCCUCUGUUGGAGUGCUACACGAAACUUCGGGAAAGAGGAGGGGUCAUCAACCUCAGGUUGUCUGAAACCUGGCUCAGAAAUUACCAGGUUUUGCCAGAUCGAAGUCAUCCCAAACUCCUGAUGAGUGGAGGCGGAGGGUACCUUCUCUCAGGCUUCACUGUUGCCAUGGACAACCUUAAAGCAGACCCCAGUCUCAAAUCCAACUCGAGCACUUUAGAAUUACACAAGACUGAAGAGCCAGCAGCUAAAAAACGGAAAUGCCCAGAAUCUGACUCUUAACCUUUCAAAAGUUGCUUUGAUUUUGUUCU
Messenger RNA from Miniopterus natalensis, 1686 nucleotides. Lineage: Eukaryota; Metazoa; Chordata; Mammalia; Chiroptera; Miniopteridae. The record is from RefSeq and is a predicted model, not a curated record.